UUAGCAGCUGAAUCACGAGGCGGUUUGACAAUACCAAUGGCUCAAUAGUCGGGGCUUCAAUGGAUCACGGCCCUCAUAUAUAUGAGCGUUACCCAGCAGCCCCAUUGACCAUUCUCCCAGCUGCUCAUUCCCAAUUUCCGUGAGAAUCUCAGGUAUAUAAACCACCCCGACCACGCAAAAGUCGUGAAAAUGCCACCCAUCGAACCAGAAUAGUUGAGCAGCAAGUCAAGCUCGGAAAGGACAAGUAAUUGCCACACGCAAGCCAACUCCAGCCAAACAUGUCGUCAGACCCCAGCGAUCCCAAAGAGUACUUCACGCUUUACCGCGAUGGCAGCCUCGGCAGCGCCCUAAUCGAAGCAAUCGACGAGCUCAUCAUCGCCGGCCGCUUCCCCAUCAUCCCUGGCGUCGCCCCGGACCACCCUGUUGACCUAAGCAGUGAGCCCGCCGGUAGUGAAGCAGCUGACCCCAUCGACUUGACCACCAGCACAACCACAACCGAGUUCUCAUCUCCAACUAUCAGCACGAAUACCAGCACCAGCACCCCCUCUUCAUCCUCCUCACCCACCGCGCCAACAAACUCAAGACCACAACCCAAGUCUCAGCCACAGCAACAGCAGUCCCUCGCCCCCCUAACCCACAAACUAACCAACCACCUCCUCACAACCUUCGACCGCGUAAUCGCCCAGACGCUCGCCACGCACGAUGAAGUGGUCAAGAAAACCCCGAUAAUCAAGAUAAAGGGGAGACUGAAGCAGUACAGGCUGGUAAACGAUAUUUGGUCUAUUCUUACUGUACCGUUCCUUCACCGCCCCAACAACUGAAACUAUCGAUAACCUUCUUCAACUGCCUCGUCAACUUGCGGUUGAUGUCUGCUAUGCGGACGCCAUCCGUUUUGCUCGUCUUUUCUCCCUUCUUUUGGCGUUGCGUUCAUCCUUGUUGGCAAGGUACCUUUCCCUUGUCUUCGCAUUGCGUUCAUCCUUGU
Neurospora tetraspora is the source of this 982-nucleotide messenger RNA. RefSeq lists its product as uncharacterized. The transcript has a single exon. Gene Ontology annotation, biological process: transcription initiation at RNA polymerase II promoter; RNA polymerase II preinitiation complex assembly. Lineage: Eukaryota; Fungi; Ascomycota; Sordariomycetes; Sordariales; Sordariaceae. Gene Ontology annotation, cellular component: transcription factor TFIIA complex. Gene Ontology annotation, molecular function: TBP-class protein binding; RNA polymerase II general transcription initiation factor activity. The coding region runs from base 279 to 821 and encodes 180 amino acids. The record is from RefSeq and is a predicted model, not a curated record.